Messenger RNA from Saccharomycopsis crataegensis, 2022 nucleotides. It is a transcript of the gene MSD1, whose product is annotated as aspartate--tRNA ligase MSD1. Lineage: Eukaryota; Fungi; Ascomycota; Saccharomycetes; Ascoideales; Saccharomycopsidaceae. Gene Ontology annotation, molecular function: nucleic acid binding; aspartate-tRNA ligase activity; ATP binding. The transcript has a single exon. Gene Ontology annotation, cellular component: cytoplasm. The record is from RefSeq and is a predicted model, not a curated record. Gene Ontology annotation, biological process: aspartyl-tRNA aminoacylation. Bases 1 to 2022 code for a protein of 673 amino acids.
AUGCUAUCCAGAAUCUUACAGGCGAAAUUUUCUCUCCCGCCACAAAGGCUUCUUCAGGCUAACUUUUCUGUUUAUUCAAAACUACAGAAAGAAUUAACUGUUCCUGAAAAGAUCUCCACAGUUGAGAAAUUUCAAUUUCCGAGAAAAACACACUCCAUUAACGAUAUUGCAAAGAAUUAUCUGAAUCUCAAGGACAAUCAAAUUAAUGUUACGGUGCAUGGUUGGAUAGAUAGCAAGAUCAAAAAGAUCUCUAAGAAAUUGUUAUUUGCAAACUUCAGAGAUACAGAUGAUGGAAAUAUUAUUCAGAUUAUCGUGAACAACGAGGAAUUAGUGAAAAAAAUCAACAAAUUCAGAGUGGAAGACGCUGUUGCCAUCAGCGGUACCAUCGAGAUGCGUCAUAUGAAAGGAGAUGAGGCAGGUCAAGCUGCUGUUUGGGAUUUGAAAGUUUCGGAGGUUCAAAACUUGAACCAUGCUAGUGUCAUCGCAUCACAGCUAGAAUCCUUGAAGAAAAGUAGUCCGUUUGAUUUUCCUCCAGAAUAUAGAUACUUGCAAUUGAGACAACCUGAAUUCCAGACAAUCUUGAAGAAAAGAUCCUUGGCUGCUAAUACUAUCAGAUCGGAACUUAUAGAUCAAGGAUUUGUGGAGGUGGAAACCCCAUUAUUAUUCAAAUCUACUCCGGAAGGUGCAAGAGAAUUCUUGGUGCCAACCAGGCGUAAAAACGCUUUUUAUGCUUUACCACAGUCACCACAGCAAUAUAAACAACUUUUGAUGGCAUCUGGGGUUCCAAAAUAUUUCCAAAUCGCUAAGUGUUUCAGAGAUGAAGAUUUAAGAGCUGAUAGACAACCAGAGUUUACCCAGGUCGACAUGGAAAUGGCGUUUGCUACUCAUGACGACGUUCAAAAUGUCAUUGAAAAAUUAAUAUGUGCAACAUGGAACAAAGUUAGAGAUUUGCCUAUUUUCGUCCCUGUUGGUGAUGAAUCAUUGGAAGCUUUUGAUGUGAUCAAGCAUGAGCAUUUCCCAAAAUUAAGUUAUAUCGAUGCGUUAACCAAAUAUGGUAUUGAUAAGCCAGACUUAAGGUCCACUCUAAAAUUUCAAGAUGUUUCCGGUUAUUUCACAGAUAUUGAAAACAAAGAUUUCCCUGUGGUCGAAGCUUGCGUUUUGAAAAACCCACCAAGUGAUGCCGAGGCAUUUGAAAAAUUAGUUGACACCAACAACUUCAAGUCCAGAGUGCCAAAUAUUUGUGUAAUCAAGACUCAAGAAGAUUUGAAUGAGUGCCUCAAAGACAUAGAUGUUGCCACGGUUGAUGAAUCAAAGAUUCCCGAAUUACAAUCUCUCUUGAAUUUGGAGAUUGGUGACAUUGUUGCAUUUUCUACUAGAGCGGAAUUCCCAUAUGAAAAUCCAACACCUUUGGGUCGCUUCAGACAACAAGCUAUUGAUGCCUAUCCAGACAACUGGAGACGUAAAAUAAAUGGUCAGUCAUUGGAAAAUAAGGAUAUUUUUGUGGCUUCUUGGGUCAUCAACUUCCCACUUUUCAGUCCAGAUGAACCAGAGACUGUUCCUAACGCCAAGUACCCACAAUACGAUUUUGACAAGCUUGUGUCAACUCAUCAUCCAUUCACAAUGUUACAGUUAGAGGAUUAUGAUUAUUUGUUAAAUAAAGCCGAUUUCACAAAGAUUAAAGGUGACCAUUAUGAUUUGGUUGUCAAUGGUGUUGAGCUUGGUGGUGGUUCGAGAAGAAUUCACGACACAGAUUUACAAAACUACAUUUUCCAUAAUGUUUUGAAAAUCAAAGAACCAGAAAAAUUAUUUGGUCAUUUAUUGAAGGCAUUUGAAUCUGGCUGUCCUCCGCAUGCUGGUUUUGCCAUCGGUUUUGAUAGAAUGAUUGCCAUGUUAUUAGGACAUGCAAGUAUUAGGAAUGUUAUUGCAUUCCCAAAAAAUCAAUCUGGUAGUGAUGUCGUCGUUGGAAGCCCAAGUAAGGUGAAUGAUGAAAGACUUAAAGACUAUAAGAUCAAAAUUAGAUGA